AGGUUCAGUGGCUGCGGUUUGGUCCCGUCUCGGGCGUAUUUGUCUUUUAUCGGUUCACUGGCCAGUUGUAUUGGCGUGCUCAUCGCGUUUACUAAGCUAGAGGUCUAAAGAAUAUGACUGGUCCGAAGCCGUCGUGGUUGUGCGCGAUUUAUUUACUAUAUAUUAUUGGUUCCGACGCCGCACUCUCUGGACUUUAUAUCGAUAAUGGUGUCGAUCAAACAAUAAUACAUCAUUCCAUGACGCGACAUGAACGGCAAGUUGUUGAACAUGAAAUAUUAGAGCUUUUAGGCCUAGGUGAGAGACCCCGGCGAUCAGAAGCGCCACCAUUGGACCGCUCGGCACCGAGUUUUUUACUCGACGUUUAUAAGCAACUAGCAGAGGAACAUGAACAAGCUAGACCAACUCGCAGUUCUGAAAUGGCUCUUAGUGGAGAAGAACAGCAUGCCAUCGAUGAAAGUGACCUGAUAAUGACAUUUCAAAGUAAAAAACAUCACUUAGGAGCCUUACGGCACGGGCACGGAAGACAUGUUUGGUUUGACGUGACCAGUGCACCUGGAGACGCCUCGUCUCUACUCACGGCAGAGUUACGGCUGCACCAGGCCCCCGUUCACACAGAAGACCCAACAGCGUUGUACACUGUUGUUGCACAUAGAGUUAUCAGUGUUGAUAACCUUGGUGGUAUUGAAAUGGAGCGUGUCGCAGCAGUAAAUACGAGCGUCGGAACCGAAGGCUGGUUGGAGCUCAACGUGACAGCAGCGUUGGCGAAGUGGCUCGGCGCGCCCGCAGACAAUCGGGGUUUCUUUAUAACCUUACACCCACAUUCACAGCCAGAGCGUCAUGUUAAACCAGAAGAAAUAGGGGUACAAGAAGAUCAAGGCGCUAAUUCUGAAGGAAAGCAACCUUUUAUGGUUGCGUUUUUCAAGAACGGAGUCAAGCUUGAUAGUUCUGACGCUGGAGCUCGUAGAAAACGCGAAGCAAGGCGCUGGCGUAAUAAUGGCUAUUCCGAAAAUUAUUUGAGAAACCCUCUGACAGAUACGUCGCAUUGGACGACCAGAAGCUGCGAAAUACAGACAUUAUAUGUUAGUUUUAAGGACUUGGAGUGGCAGGAUUGGAUUAUCGCUCCUGACGGUUACGGAGCAUUCUACUGCAGUGGCGAGUGCAAUUUUCCACUAAAUGCUCACAAAAACGCAACAAACCAUGCAAUUGUGCAGACAUUGGUUCAUCUUUUGAAUCCUACUCAGGUUCCGAAGCCGUCAUGUGCUCCAAUCAAGCUUUCACCAAUUUCAGUCCUUUAUUACACUGAUGAUUCAAACGUGAUAUUACGGAAAUACAAAAAUAUGGUUGUCAAGAGUUGUGGAUGCCAUUAAUUUAAUAUGAAGUCGUAAAUUUUAUAUCGACAGCCAAAACUAGUCUUGAUUGUUUUAAUAAAGUAAAUUAGGUAGCUAUAUAGAUUUUAUAAAAAAAACUCUCAGGGUUUUCUUGAGCUGAUGUUUCAAAUUGUAGCUUACUUUAAAGUCACAGAAUACUAUGAAAUUACAUAUUAAUUGAAUCUGUAAA
This is a messenger RNA of Melitaea cinxia (Glanville fritillary), 1557 nucleotides long. RefSeq names its product protein 60A (gene gbb). Gene Ontology annotation, molecular function: cytokine activity; growth factor activity. The transcript has 7 exons. The record is from RefSeq and is a predicted model, not a curated record. Lineage: Eukaryota; Metazoa; Arthropoda; Insecta; Lepidoptera; Nymphalidae. The coding region runs from base 114 to 1367 and encodes 417 amino acids. Gene Ontology annotation, cellular component: extracellular region. Gene Ontology annotation, biological process: BMP signaling pathway; SMAD protein signal transduction.